CAUCUUCCGAGACCAUUUCAAAUAUAAAUACCCCACCCCCUUCUCUCUCUCUCUCUCUCUCCUUAUCCUUGCUUCAUAUCAUCUUUACAACAACCAUAAAGUACUCCUACUCCUUGAUACAAACACAUAACAGCAAUCUAAACCUGUAACAAAACAUGACCAUCGAAUACAUCUCUCUCAACCCCUCUGGCGACAAGAUGCCCUUGAUCGGCUUUGGCUGCGCAAAGAUUCCUCCUGAGCAGACCGCCGAAGUCAUCUACAAUGCAAUCAAGGUCGGCUACCGCUUGUUCGACGGCGGCUCCAACUAUUACAACGAAAAACAAGUCGGCGACGGUAUUCGCAUGGCUAUCAACGACGGUUUGGUCGAACGCAAAGAGAUAUUCGUCAUUUCAAAGCUCUGGUGCACCAACCACGCCAAGGAACAUGUCCGUCAAGCAUGCCAACGCAGCUUGGAUGACUUGGGCCUGGAGUAUAUCGACUUGUAUCUCAUUCACUUUCCUGUCGCUCUUGAACACGUUCCGAUGCACGUCCGCUAUCCAGCCGGAUGGACCCAACCGGGCGAGAAACAAGUUCGACGUGCUCGUGUUCCCAUGCACGUAUGCUGGGCUGCUAUGGAAUCCCUUGUCGACGACGGACUUGUACGCAACAUUGGCAUGUCCAACUUUAACGCACAGCUCAUGAUGGACUUGCUUUCAUACUGCCGCAUCGAGCCAGCACUUUUGCAAGUCGAAUUGCACCCUUACCUCCAGCAAGACGCCUAUGUCAAGUGGAUCCAAAAGCAAGGCAUUGCCGUCACCGCCUAUUCAUCCUUUGGUCCCGCUUCUUUCGCUGCAGGCGGUCUCAAGCACGCCAAGUCGGUCGAGUCCUUGUUCGAUAACCCGGUCAUCAAGGAGAUUGCUGCCAAGUACAACCGCGACCCUGGCCAGAUUGCCCUUCGCUGGUCCCUCGAACGCAACGUGGGCGUUGUUCCCAAGAGCACAAGCGUCAGCCGUAUGAAGAGCAACUUGGAUGUACUCAACUGGAAGAUGGACGAAGAAGAUAUACAGGCCAUCAACCAGCUCGAUAUGGGUCUUCGAUUCAACGAUCCAGUCAUCAAGGGUUGGGACCUGCCCAUUUUCUUAUAAAAGCCGAUAUCCCCUCCUUUAACAAAAACACUUCCAUUCAUCAUCUCUUAUAAUCUUCCAUCUCUCUCUUGAUUAAAAAAGCAAAUGCUUCGAUAACCGUUCCGAAUUCUGCAUCCCCCCACAUAUACACCCGGAUUUUUCCCAUACAUUCUAUAUACAUAUAGUUUCUGACUACAGCAUAUUUUUCUGCACACUUGUACAUUCCAAAAAUAAAUGGCAGCAUUAUUAUAUCAAAGAAAU
Molecule: messenger RNA, 1364 nt
Organism: Zychaea mexicana
Lineage: Eukaryota; Fungi; Mucoromycota; Mucoromycetes; Mucorales; Lichtheimiaceae
Product: xylose reductase
Exons: 2
Coding region: 156-1124 (322 amino acids)
Cellular component (GO): cytosol
Molecular function (GO): aldose reductase (NADPH) activity
Source: RefSeq, a predicted model, not a curated record